Messenger RNA from Passer montanus (Eurasian tree sparrow), 2122 nucleotides. It is a transcript of the gene IMP3, whose product is annotated as IMP U3 small nucleolar ribonucleoprotein 3. The record is from RefSeq and is a predicted model, not a curated record. Gene Ontology annotation, cellular component: small ribosomal subunit; Mpp10 complex; small-subunit processome. The transcript has a single exon. Bases 59 to 616 code for a protein of 185 amino acids. Gene Ontology annotation, biological process: rRNA processing. NCBI's taxonomy places the organism in Eukaryota, Metazoa, Chordata, Aves, Passeriformes, Passeridae. Gene Ontology annotation, molecular function: rRNA binding; structural constituent of ribosome; snoRNA binding.
CUCCGCCCCGGAAAAGUCCCUCUCAGGCGGCGGCGCGGCGGAUCCCGGUCCCGCGAAGAUGGUGCGGAAACUGAAGUACCACGAGCAGAAGCUGCUGCGGCGGCUGGACCUGGUGAACUGGGAGGCGUCGGGCGGGAACUUGGCGGAGGUGCGGGCGCUGCGGCGGUACCGGGUGCAGCGGCGGGAGGACUACGUGCAGUACAAGGCGCUGGCCCGCGCCGUGCGCGCCCUGGCCCGGCGGCUCCGCGACCUGGGCCCGGCCAGCGCCGCCUUCCGCGCCCGCUGCGCCGCCGCGCUGCUGGAGAAGCUGCACGGGCUGGGGCUGGUGAACAGCCGGCAGUCGCUGGCCGUCUGCGAGAGCCUCUCGGCCGCCGCCUUCUGCCGCCGGCGCCUGCCCUGCCUGCUGGUGAAGCUGCGCAUGGCGCAGAACCUGCGCCACGCCGUCACCUUCGUGGAGCAGGGGCACGUCCGCGUGGGGCCCGAGGUGGUGACAGACCCCGCGCUCCUCGUGCCCCGCGCCGUCGAGGACUUCAUCACCUGGGUGGACGCGUCGCGCCUGCGGCAGAAGGUGCUCGACUACAACCAGGAGCGUGACGACUUCGACCUGGCCGCCUAGGGCUGCCCUGCUCACAGGACACGCACACCGAUAAGACCACGGUGAUGCCACCACGGGAUAUUCACACGCCUGCAAAGGGAGCCAGAAGGAAACUGUGUGCUUCCAGUGUCGCAUUGACCUGCUCCUGGCUCCCUUUCACAGCUCAUGGUUCCAUUCGUCCAUGCAGAGGAACAACCUUUACACAUACAGUGCUUCGAGAAUACAUCCAGUGGCCCGGCUUCAUCGUUGUCUCCAUCAUCAACCCUGGCAUUCCCAGCUUCACUGUCAGCCCAGCAGCUCAGCUCCAUCAUCAUCCCCAAUGUUUCCAACUCCAUCAUCAUCCCUGGCAUGCUGUCCUGGUUCAGGGCAAAUUUUCCUUCUCCCCCACUCUUCACUCUCAGAUCUAGUUUUAAAGAUCUUAUUUCAGAACUUAUUUCUGGGCUAAAGAGACAGAUGGGAUACCAGCAUCACCCCAGGACACAUCUCAGCUCCAUCAUCAUCCCCAGCGUGCCCAGCUCCCUCAUCCUUAAAAGUGCAUCUCCAUCAUCCUUACAUCCCAUAAAGCAAAAGUGCUUGGAAAAGUCUCUGCCCAGUCGCAGGAGAGGAUUUAGGUCAGGCUCAAGUGCUUGGCAGCUUAAUAGUAGCUGCUGGAAGGGGUUUUAAGCCAAGCCUAGUGGCUGUUUUAAGAUUGAAUUUAGCUGCUUCGCUGCUCUUUGUCCUGGUUCCUCCUUCAGCUGUUGAAUGCACAGGAAUCAGAUUACUUCUGGAAGGGUUUCCCAUGAUAUCAAGGAAAAAGGAGGGGAUUUCUGGGGGUCAGCAGUAAACAAGAAGGCCAAAUACAGUGUUUCUGGAACUGUUAAAAAUUUUAGCCAAAAACAGAAUUAAAAACAAAACAAACAAAAACAUUUUGUCAUGUGAAAUUGUGAAGGGAAGUUUGAUGCUUUGAGUUGUAUCUUUGAUGUGUGGGGUUCCAGAUGACCAUUAGGCAUCAUUUGUGAUCCAUCAUAAAUGGAUCUAACUGGGGAGGUGUUGGAGCAAAAGCUGAUCUUACCUGCACAUUUGGGGGAACUUUUGCAUUAGGCACAUUAGCCAGGGGCUGUUGGGAACUUUGUUCUCUUUUGAUUAAAAAAAAAAAAAAAAUAAAACUGUUGGGGUUUUUUAGUUGGUAAAGAAAUGUGUGGACUGCUUUAUUAUAUAGUUUCUCUGAGUUUAUUCUGAUUUUUAAAUGGUCCAGUAAGCCCUGUUUGCCACCUUUCAGAACUUUUUUUAAAUUUAAGUUUUCAUGUCACUUAUGUAAGUCUGGUUUUAUUUUAAUAGCUAGAGGGCUAUUACUGAGUUGUAACGUGUUUAUCCUAGGAAUGCUUUCUUUCCCUUAGCCAGGGCUAUGAAAGGAUUUGGCAGUAGGUUUAGGAGCAGAGCUGUGACUGUCCAUCCCAAAUCCAAAGAGCUGGAGUGCAGCUACUGUCAAAGCUCUGGAUGUGGAUGCCUUAGUGUGGCUUUUUUGAACAAUAAAAAUGUUCAAGUGAG